Tarenaya hassleriana is the source of this 2001-nucleotide messenger RNA. RefSeq names its product serine/threonine-protein kinase PBS1-like. The coding region runs from base 644 to 1783 and encodes 379 amino acids. The record is from RefSeq and is a predicted model, not a curated record. The transcript is spliced from 6 exons. NCBI's taxonomy places the organism in Eukaryota, Viridiplantae, Streptophyta, Magnoliopsida, Brassicales, Cleomaceae. Gene Ontology annotation, molecular function: protein kinase activity; ATP binding. Gene Ontology annotation, biological process: protein phosphorylation.
GGGGAAAAGGAAGAAGAAAGGACACGCGGUUCUAAAUUUAGCUUUCGUCGGCUCCUUAAAUUUCUCACUCGAUCUUUCUUUUCUUCCUUAGCUUAAAAUUUUCUCAGCUGCUCUGUUUUUUCUCCUCUCCAUUGCAAAAUCUCUUCUUCCGUUUUCCAUUUAUAAAGAAGCCAGUUGUCUGUUGCCGCCAUUGCUGCAAUUCUUAGUAAUCUCCAGUUUUCUCCUCUCUAUUUUUUAAAUUUUAACUUUUUGCCGAUUCGGAUCUUCUUUCUUAGGGAACGAUAAUUCAAUCGGAUAUACCCUUUUUUUGGUUUGUUUUCUGGAAUCAUUAGAACAAAAGAGAGGGGGAGAAAGAUUGAUUCUUUCUCUUCCCUCAUUACAGUUCCCGAGACAAGUCCUAGGUUUUUUUUUUGUGCUUUUGAAUCUUUUUUUUGGGGCUUUUUUGUUUUGUUUCUUCUCGCAUUUUUGUCUUCUCCGGGAUGGGUUUUUUUUUUUCUGGAGCUGGGUUGACGAUUAUGUUAGAGACAUGAUUUCAAAACAGCUCCCUGUUUGAAUCCAUCCGCCAUUAUCGUCGAACUUUCUCUGUUUGGGGUGGUGUUCUUCUGUAAAGUUUUGCUGCCGUCCCGGAAGAGUUUGAAGAAAAAUGAGUUGCUUCUCUUGCCUCAGCCCUCGAACAAAGGACACAAGGAUCGACAUUGAUACCUCCGGGUGUAGCGCUCGCUACCCAAGCGACUUCUCAGUUAACGGUAGCAGCGAAAAUGGAGGAGGAACAGAGUCGAAUUCGGGCAUCUUAGUGAAUGGGAAGGUGAAUAGCCCAAAACCCGGCGGAGGAGCCAGAAGCUUCACUUUCAAGGAGCUUGCGGCGGCCACGAUGAAUUUCAGGGAAGCAAAUUCAAUCGGUGAAGGAGGUUUUGGGAGGGUUUUCAAGGGCCGUUUGGAUUCAGGACAAGUAGUAGCGAUCAAGCAACUGAACCCGGAUGGCCUUCAGGGGAAUCAGGAGUUCAUAGUUGAGGUCCUUAUGCUUAGCCUUUUACAUCACCCGAAUCUCGUUACAUUGAUCGGAUACUGUACUUCCGGUGAUCAGAGGCUUCUUGUCUACGAGUACUUGUCAAUGGGGAGCUUGGAAGAUCAUCUCUUUGACCUUGAACCAGACCAGGAGCCCCUAAACUGGAUCACCCGGAUGAAAAUAGCGGUGGGUGCAGCUCGUGGUAUCGAGUACCUUCACUGCAAAGCGAAUCCACCCGUCAUUUAUCGUGAUCUGAAAUCUGCAAACAUAUUGUUAGACAAGGACUUCAACCCGAAACUCUCCGACUUUGGACUGGCUAAACUAGGACCUGUCGGAGACCGAACACAUGUCUCCACCCGUGUCAUGGGCACUUACGGAUACUGCGCUCCCGAAUACGCAAUGAGCGGCAAGUUAACCGUUAAAUCGGACAUAUACAGCUUCGGGGUGGUGUUGCUCGAGCUGAUCAGUGGAAGGAAAGCCAUUGACGUUUCCAGAAAGCAAAGCGAACAGAACCUCAUCGCUUGGUCACGUCCGUUUCUGAAGGACCAGAAGAAGUUUGGACAGCUGGUGGAUCCGUCGCUUCGAGGGCGGCUGCCGAGGAGGUGUCUGAACUACUCUAUAGCGAUAACGGCAAUGUGUCUGAACGAAGAAGCGCAGUACCGACCGCUCAUAGGCGACAUCGUGGUGGCUCUGGAGUACUUAGCCGUUCAGAGCGAAGCUUCAGAUGCAGCUCGAGGCUCUCCAUGCCCGCCGUCGAGGGGAUGUGACCAGAACUGAAGGCUGAGUUUGGGAGACGAAGAAACCUCUGGCGGAGACAGAAGGUUUCUGUUGAUAUUUUUUACGUCGGUUAAGUUUCAUAUCGUUUUGUGAUUUUUUUUUUCUGUUGUAGCGUGUUCUUCUAAGAAUGGAUUUGGACGGGAGGUGGAUUUGCUGAAUGUGGAUUGGAUGUCCUGUAAAAAUGAGUUUUUUUUUCUUCUAAAACAAAAUUUCAUAUA